Messenger RNA from Rhinichthys klamathensis goyatoka, 2948 nucleotides. It is a transcript of the gene atf6, whose product is annotated as activating transcription factor 6. Bases 152 to 2098 code for a protein of 648 amino acids. NCBI's taxonomy places the organism in Eukaryota, Metazoa, Chordata, Actinopteri, Cypriniformes, Leuciscidae. The record is from RefSeq and is a predicted model, not a curated record. Gene Ontology annotation, cellular component: nucleus. Gene Ontology annotation, biological process: regulation of transcription by RNA polymerase II; endoplasmic reticulum unfolded protein response. The transcript is spliced from 16 exons. Gene Ontology annotation, molecular function: RNA polymerase II cis-regulatory region sequence-specific DNA binding; DNA-binding transcription factor activity, RNA polymerase II-specific.
CCGUAAAACUAGACGUGUACUUGCUGCAUUAUUGUUAUGUAGUUUCAUCAGAAUCGGGAAAUACGUGUUUACAUCUUGACACAGAUCUCAUCCAUAACCAGUGUCCGUCAUCCGACUCACUUUUAAACUUUACUAAUGUGUUCAAGGCAUAAUGUCGUCGGAUUUGAUGUUAGAUUUUGUGAAUCAGUCGAUGAUGAAUAAGGAAGCAGGGGACAUUUCCAUCGAUCAGGAUGGAGAGUGGGAUAUCAGUCUGUUUGAUGAUCUGGAGGAUCUCGGGGAUGCUGACGAGCUUCUGGAGGCGCUGGUGGAGAGUGUAGGCUAUGACACCUCUGUUCCUGACCUGAACUUUGACAUUGAACACCCAGUGUGGAGUAGCCCUCGAUCAGAUGGUGAUGUAACCGUGGACUCACUGUCACCAAACCAUACGCUCAGUUCAGUGUCCUCACCAGCGUCAGUUGAGCCCCUCUCACCGUACUCCACACAUGAUGAGGCGCUCUCUCCAGUCUCAUGGCAUUCUCAGCUCUCUCCACUGUCUGUCUGUUCUGACUCGAGCGGUUUUGCUGAGGCACCCACUGAGAAGAAGCCUUCCAAGAGGACCAAUCAGACAAAAGCAAAGCCUCUCCAACCAGCGAAGAGACCAAUUCAGGUUAGCCCCAAGGUUUCCAUUCAGCCUAAACCACUCAUUACCACGAUGCCCAUCGCCCAUGCUGCAGCCCCGCUUCAGACUAAGACCAUCAUCAUCCAACCUCUCCAGGCUACUGUUCUACCGGUGGUGAAACCUCCACCUGUCACUAUUCAGCCAGCGCCCCCUACAGGUCAACAAAUGUUGCUAUCUCGGCCCACUCAGGUUGUCCAGCUUCAGACGCCUCAGCCAGUGCCCACGCGUGUAGUCACUGUGCCAACGCUGGCUCAGGACAGAUCCAUAUCUGUUGUUGCCCCGGUAACAGCAUCUCCUAUGGUCGCAAUGACACUGCAGAAUUCCACCCAUGAGGAUGAUUCAAGUGCGUCUCGGAGACAGCAGCGCAUGAUAAAGAACAGAGAGUCUGCCUCUCUCUCCCGGAAGAAGAAAAAAGAGUAUUUGCUGACGCUGGAGGCCCGUCUGAAGGUGGCGCUUUCUGAGAACGAGAAGCUGAAGAAUGAAAACGGCACAUUGAAAAGACAAGUGGAAGGCCUGAUGAGUGAGAACUCUGUGCUAAAAGCAACAGCUCCAAAACGGAGGGCUGUGUGUCUUAUGGCAGUUCUGGUCUUCUUGGUCUUCAACUUGGGUCCAAUGAGUCUGCUUGGAGGAUACAGAGGGUCUACGUUUCCUGCUGCCCCUGCGUUCAAUGGCAGACACCUGCUGGGCUUUUCCCCUGAGUCAGAGAGAAUCCUCGAUUCAGACAGGCCUCAGACUGAUACAUUUAACCCUGUGAACAGGUUGGAGGAUGUGCUAUCAGAGCAGAAGGCUCUGAUGGUGGUCAAGGAUCCUCUAUAUUUCAGAACUCCACCACCCUGCCAGCCACCCGUCAACAGGACCAAGUGCAUAAAGAUAGCGCAUGAGCUGAGAGGCUGGGUACAUCGUCAUGAGGUUGAGCGGACCAAAACCCGCCGCUUGAGCAACACUCAACACAGAGGCAGAACCAUCCCGAAAGCAGCAGAUAAACGGGCUGAGGUACCACAGAUAAUGACACAGAUCCAGUACACGGAUUCCUCUGAAAAGGUUCCCAGCAGCGAGCUGCAGGUGUAUUACGCCCCUCGCCGCACCUACAAUGACUUCUUUGAUGAACUCAACAGAAGAGGGGACACAUUCUACGUGAUCUCUUUCCGCCGGGAUCACCUCCUUCUUCCUGCCAACAAUCACAACAAAGGCAGCCGCCCCAAGAUGUCUUUGGUCCUGCCAGCUAUGAAUUACAAUGAGAGCGUCAUAAAAGACAAAGAGUUUGAGGUGAUGAUGCAGAUCGACUGUGAGGUCAUGGACACCAGGAUCCUCCACAUCAAGUCGUCUAGUAUUCCACCCAUAUUGCGGGUCAAUCAGACGGACACAGGCUCUUUCUAUCACGCGGCUCCCAGCAACAACCAGCCCGCCGCCCCAGUUGGAGUCCUCAUGGGUUCUUCUUAGUCCCAGCAAUCCACUAAUCCACCAAUCUUUUGUGAAUUAGCCAGUUUUCCCACCAUCAUCUAUUUGGUUUCAUAAUAAGCCUCCCCUUUUCUUUUCUUUUUUCCUAUUCGAGUGGCAAUCCAAGAUCUUGGUAAUCUACUACCAAGAUCCCCAAGAUAAUUGAUUGACAAUUUAUCUUAAAGUCACCUCUUCAAAAUGCAUAAAGUGGGCCAUUCAAUACUAAUGAAAAUCAAAUCACAGUCUUUAUUCCAGGCUAUUGUUUCCAGAGACUACUGUUACACAUCUAUCUUCAAAGGCAUCUACAUUUACAUUUAUGUAUUUGACUUAAAGCGCAUUCAAGAUAUACUUGUCUUUUCAGUUUGUGCGCCCUAGAAAUUUAUCUCACAACCUAAGUGUUGUUGGUGCCAUGCUCUGCCAACAGGAGCAUUCAUCUACCAAAUCUCCCACACCAAAGUGCAAUUGGGCUCAAUUAUUGAACUCUUCUCUGCCAUGUGGUGGCUGUCAGGGAUUUGUCUUCGAUUUUGUUUGCACUGUGCUUUUUUUUGUUGUUUAUAAAAUGUAUUGAAAUAUUUAUGAAGUUUGGUACCAAGCUUGUUUGGUCCACCUUUAAUGGUCAUAUUCAGCUAACUAUUCUUCAAUACUAUCCUCAAACAACCCACCUUGGCUUUGAAUUUUGUGCUUGUUGUUAAGUUUUUUGUUUUGUUACGACAUAACUGUUGAAUAGAAAAGAAAGAAAAUUGAUUAUUUCCCAUUCGUGUCUGUGAAUAGAGGCAUUUUGUAUCAUUUUCUUGCAUUUUCCAUUCUUCUGAUUCCAGACAGUGAUGUAAAUCCCUCAAAAAAUUGUAAAGAA